GCAACGGGGCCGUGUCCGUGGUGUUUCCAGUCAGUUGACCUGGAAGGAGGGGUUCCCUGAACACAAAGGCAGAUACCGGAAGCGGACUCGAGACUCCUCAUCAAAGGUUGACAUAGAUGAGAUCAAAAAGCAGGUGAAGAUGGAGAUGUAUGGAGAGCUAAAGACUGAUAUCGAGUCUCAGGUGACGGUGAAGAUGUUUGGAAAGCUAAAGACCAUCUUCGAGUCUCAGGGAUUGUCAUUCCCUGAUUUGCUGGGGAGUACGAUGAGUGAAGAGAGAAGGGACAGCUUCGCUUGUACUGCAGCGGGUGCUUCUCAGAGUAGAGGGACAGAGAGGGCAAUUAUGCCUACAUCAGUGGAGCCGGAUACGAUAGAUGGCUUGGCUCGUCCGACCCGAUGCAGUCUUCUCGUGCAGCUGGUCGGAGAUUCAUCUUUCAUGGAGGUCGGGAACGGGCUUGUGUAUCCCGGUAUGUCCCAGCUUGAAGGUGUCCAGGUCAGGGCUGAUUGUGCUGUGGUCAAGAUUGACUACGUGCAUGAGUUUGCUAAGAAUAUCAAGCUGGAGGUGCCACCAGAUGACAUGACCACCACUUUGCGGGAUGCAGUUGCGAGAAGGGUUCAGUGGCGGAGAGCUGGUAUUCAUAUUGAUCCAGCAGAUGCAGAUUCAGUACCGACCAGUCAACCUCAGCCACAGAGUGCUGCAGUGCCACCGACGUUUUCUGAGCCAUGCCCACAGCUGCCGGAUACACGGGAAUCGUUAUCGGAACCGCAUCCUCCUGUCCCUACUCAGCCUCAGGCACAUGCAACAAGAGACAAGGAGUCGAACCGGAAAGAAGUGUGGGUACAUUGA
Panicum hallii is the source of this 844-nucleotide messenger RNA. RefSeq lists its product as uncharacterized. The transcript is spliced from 3 exons. NCBI's taxonomy places the organism in Eukaryota, Viridiplantae, Streptophyta, Magnoliopsida, Poales, Poaceae. The record is from RefSeq and is a predicted model, not a curated record. The coding region runs from base 140 to 844 and encodes 234 amino acids.